Molecule: messenger RNA, 948 nt
Organism: Microthlaspi erraticum
Lineage: Eukaryota; Viridiplantae; Streptophyta; Magnoliopsida; Brassicales; Brassicaceae
Source: the annotation of a GenBank genome assembly
AUGGCGAUCUUCAAGAUUCUUGUGUUGUUAUUAAGCUUGUCCUGUUUCUGUCAUGCACAACUCUCUCCUACGUUCUACGACCAAAGUUGUCCAAACGCUCUCUCAACCAUCCGAUCCUCAAUCCGAACUGCCAUCAGCCGCGAACGUAGAAUGGCUGCUUCUCUCAUCCGUCUCCAAUUCCACGACUGUUUCGUUAACGGUUGUGAUGCAUCGGUCAUGCUUGUGGCAACUCCUACCAUGGAGAGUGAGAGAGAUGCAGUGGCAAACUUUCAAUCAGCAAGAGGAUUCGAAGUUAUCGAUCAAGCUAAAUCCGCCGUGGAAAGAGUCUGUCCCGGUGUAGUUUCUUGUGCUGAUAUCAUUGCCGUUGCCGCUAGAGACGCUUCCGAAUACGUCGGAGGUCCAAGAUACGCAGUAAAGGUUGGUCGGAGAGAUUCCACCGCCGCUUUUAAAGCUAUUGCAGACAGCGAUCUCCCCAGCUUUAGGGCUAGCCUCAGCGAACUCUCUGAUCUCUUCCUUCGAAAAAAUCUCAACACUAGAGACCUUGUCGCUCUCUCAGGAGCUCACACCUUAGGGCAAGCUCAAUGCGUAACGUUCAAGGAAAGACUUUACGACAACUCGAGUGACAUUGACGCCGGAUUCUCCAGCACACGUAAGCGUCGUUGUCCGGUCAACGGUGGAGAUACGACUCUAGCACCUCUAGAUCAAGUGACACCAAAUUCGUUCGACAAUAAUUACUACAGAAACUUGAUGCAGAAGAAAGGACUUUUGCCAACCGAUCAAGUUUUGUUUGGAACCGGAGCUUCUACAGACGAUAUUGUGUCAGAAUACAGUAGAAACCCAUCUCGGUUCGCGUCUGAUUAUGCAGCUGCAAUGAUUAAGAUGGGAGAUAUUCAGGCACUCACCGGCACAGCCGGACAAAUCCGGAGGAUCUGCACUGCUGUUAAUUAA